Hylaeus anthracinus is the source of this 1084-nucleotide messenger RNA. RefSeq lists its product as uncharacterized. Bases 355 to 834 code for a protein of 159 amino acids. The record is from RefSeq and is a predicted model, not a curated record. Gene Ontology annotation, molecular function: heparin binding; growth factor activity. Gene Ontology annotation, biological process: mesoderm morphogenesis. Lineage: Eukaryota; Metazoa; Arthropoda; Insecta; Hymenoptera; Colletidae. Gene Ontology annotation, cellular component: extracellular region. The transcript is spliced from 5 exons.
CGGUUCUCGCGGCAGCAACACGUAGUAGACGGUAGCACCGCGACGAGGACGCACACGGCUCGUGCACGUUUCGCUAGUUACUCGUUAGACUCGAUUCGAGCCACGCAGUAAACUCCCGACUCCGGUGGCGCAGUCGCGUUACGCGUUAUAUAUUUUUUCGUAUCUCUAGACCGCUUGCAGAGCAUAGUCACCACUACACCACCAUCGCCACUACCAUCGUCGCCGUCACCACCACCUGCACCAUCCGGCGUGUCCGCACACGCGUAACGUCACCAGGACCGUUGCACCGUCGAGUCGCCCCUUGGAAGACGAGUCCCGGUAGCGAACGUUUCGCAUCCUCGACGCGGCGAUAAAAUGAAGCUGUGGUGGAGUUUGACGCUGGUGGGUGUCACCCUGUUGAUGAUCGUCGUCAACGCCAAGGCGGAGUCCGACCUUUGGGAGGAGGACGACAAGGAGGUUCUCGUGCGAACCGUUCGCGGCACCAAAGAACGAGCAUCCGGCAGCCCCGCGUCGUGCAGAUACGUGAAGGGUCAAUGGUCGGAUUGCGACUCGAAAACCAACACGCGGUCCCGCACCUUGAACCUUAAGAAAGGCGACAAGUCCUGCGAGCCGACAAAGACCAUCGAGAAGAAGUGCAAGAAAGCUUGCCGGUACGAAAAGGGUACGUGGAGCGGAUGCGUGAAUCAGCUGAUGACGAGAGUGGACAAUUUGAAGGCGAACAGCGACGCUGGCUGCGAGAAGACGCGUCGACUCACCAAGAGGUGUAGACCGGAGACCAACACCAAGAAGACCACCAAAGGUGAACGAUCGAACAAGAAGUCGGGUAAGCAGUAAGUUGGAAAAAUCGUCGAGGGAGCGCGCUGCAAACUGUUUCGGCAACAGGCAACGAAAACAAAAUCUUGUCAUUUUCACGUGAAACUUUCAUUCUCUCGAAUAUAAAUACUGUCUAGCGUGAGCGUAUCGAACGAACAAAUUGUAUUCCGCGUUCCAGAAUGACAGCGAUCGUAAUUCGGUAGAUAAAGGUUCUCCAGAACGCUGCUGUCUGCGAAACAACCAGAUAUGUAAAUGUGUAAACCGUACGGCG